CGCGCGCUGCGAGGCUCCGGGAACGGAGCGGAGCCUCCAGGAAGCGGAUCUGUGCUGCCGCCUCGCCCGCCGGCCGUGAUGCUGCUCGCUCGCGGACCCCCGUCCCGGGAGCCCCGGCCUGCCGAGCAGAAGGGCGCUAACUAGACGAGGACCUCAGCACUGUCUGUGUGAGCAGCACCAACUCCAUAGCAUUGCCUUGGAGCUAGCCUUUCGGCAUGGGGAGGAUCGGCAUCUCCUGCCUUUUUCCUGCUUCUUGGCAUUUUAGCAUCUCUCCAGUAGGUUGUCCUCGAAUUCUGAAUACCAAUUUACGCCAAAUUAUUGUCCUUAGCAUCCUGGCUGCUUCUGUCUCACUUUUAUACUAUUCUGUCAUCAUAAUCCGAAAUAAGUAUGGGCGGCUAUCCAGAGACAAGAAACUUCAAAGGUACUUGGCACGAGUUACAGACAUUGAAGCUACAGACACCAGUAAUCCCAAUGUGAACUAUGGAAUCGUGGUGGACUGUGGUAGCAGCGGGUCUCGGAUAUUUGUGUAUUGCUGGCCACGGCACAACGGCAAUCCUCGCGAUCUGCUGGACAUCAGACAGAUGCGGGAUAAAAACCGAAAGCCCGUGGUGAUGAAAAUAAAACCAGGCAUCUCAGAGUUYGCUACCUCUCCAGAGAAAGUCAGCGAUUACAUUUCACCGCUUUUGAAGUUUGCUGCAGAGCAUGUGCCAAGGGAAAAGCACAAAGAGACACCACUCUACAUYCUCUGCACUGCUGGGAUGAGAGUCCUUCCGGAAAGCCAGCAGAAAGCCAUUCUGGAGGACCUCCUGACCGACAUCCCAGUGCACUUUGACUUCCUCUUUUCUGAYUCUCAUGCUGAAGUCAUUUCAGGGAAACAAGAAGGUGUGUAUGCAUGGAUUGGCAUUAAUUUUGUCCUUGGACGAUUUGAGCAUAUUGAAGAAGAUGAUGAGGCACUUGUGGAGGUGAGCAUUCCUGGUAGUGAGAACAGCCAGGCCAUCAUCCGGAAAAGAACAGCGGGCAUUCUCGACAUGGGAGGCGUGUCGACCCAGAUAGCAUACGAAGUCCCCGAAACUGUAAGCUUUGCCUCCUCACAGCAGGAGGAAGUAGCUAAAAACUUGUUAGCUGAGUUUAACUUGGGAUGUGACGUUCACCAUACUGAGCAUGUGUAUCGUGUCUAUGUGGCCACAUUUCUUGGUUUUGGUGGCAAUGCUGCUCGACAGAGAUAUGAAGACAGAAUAUUUGCUAACACAGUUCAAAAGAACAGGMUUCUGGGUAAACAGACUGGUCUGACUCCUGAUGCUCCAUAUCUGGACCCCUGCUUACCCCUUGACAUUAAAGACGAAAUCCAGCAAAAUGGGCAGACGAUGUACCUGCGGGGAACMGGGGACUUUGACCUGUGUCGAGAGAUGCUCCAGCCUUUCAUGAACAAAACCAAUGAGACGCAGACUUCCCUCAAUGGGGUCUACCAGCCCCCUAUUCACUUCCAGAACAGUGAAUUCUAUGGCUUUUCUGAAUUCUACUAUUGUACUGAAGAUGURUUACGGAUGGGGGGAGACUACAAUGCUGCUAAAUUCACUAAAGCUGCAAAGGACUAUUGUGCAACAAAGUGGUCAAUCUUGAGGGAUCGCUUUGACCGUGGACUCUAUGCCUCGCAUGCUGACCUCCAUCGGCUUAAGUAUCAGUGCUUCAAAUCAGCCUGGAUGUUUGAGGUGUUCCACGAGGGCUUCUCGUUUCCUGUUGGCUAUAAAAACCUGAAGACGGCCUUGCAGGUGUAUGACAAGGAAGUGCARUGGACCCUGGGGGCCAUCCUUUACAGGACCCGCUUCUUACCAUUGAGAGAUAUCCAGCAGGAUGUUUUCCGGGCCAGUCAUGCGCACUGGCGGGGYGUUUCCUUUGUCUACAACCACUACCUGUUCUCUGGCUGCUUCCUGGUGGUCCUGCUGUCCAUCCUCCUCUACCUGCUAAGGCUGCGACGCAUCCACCGACGCUCACCCCGCCACAGCUCAGCCGCAGCACUCUGGAUGGAGGAAGGCCUGCCCUCCCAGAAGGUGGCCGGCACCCUGUGAACGCAGGCACAGCUGUGGCAAGACUUUUAUAGGAAAAGCCAUUUUUGCCUCAGGGUUUCUCCUCUGUGUUCUCAGAUGGUUUUAUUUUUCCUUUCCCUUUUCGUUCUUUUAAACAAAAUCCAUUGUAUGUCGGCCCUGCUGUCUAGAAAGUACUGCCUKUAGCCGUUUUGAAUACAGCUUUAACUGAGGAGUAGAAAAAAGGGAAACUCACCUGAUUUUUGCUGCAUAAGGUGUCUGCCAAAAAUUAAUGAGAUUUGUGGGUUUUUCUUUAAGAUAUGRUAAAUUUUCAACAAAUGCACUUUGAUUUUGGAGGCAGGUAGGAAAGAUGCUUUCUGUCAGUCAGUGGAGAUAGGACUGAAGAUUGACACUUGUACGGAACCCAGAAGGCAMAUUAUAACCCUCUGUCUUUUUUGRAAGCUCCAACCURAAGAGGGUGAUAUUUAUUUUUUAUUCAUUGUGCAGGUCUGCCCCUGUGUGUUUUCUUUGCAGAUUUAAAAAUUCAAAAUCAGUAUGUCCAAAAUAGAUU
Messenger RNA from Urocitellus parryii (Arctic ground squirrel), 2592 nucleotides. RefSeq names its product ectonucleoside triphosphate diphosphohydrolase 4 (gene Entpd4). Gene Ontology annotation, cellular component: Golgi apparatus; membrane. Lineage: Eukaryota; Metazoa; Chordata; Mammalia; Rodentia; Sciuridae. The record is from RefSeq and is a predicted model, not a curated record. Gene Ontology annotation, biological process: CTP metabolic process; UDP catabolic process. Gene Ontology annotation, molecular function: UDP phosphatase activity; GDP phosphatase activity; ribonucleoside triphosphate phosphatase activity.